Messenger RNA from Xiphophorus maculatus (southern platyfish), 2235 nucleotides. RefSeq names its product dimethylaniline monooxygenase [N-oxide-forming] 5-like. The record is from RefSeq and is a predicted model, not a curated record. Gene Ontology annotation, molecular function: flavin adenine dinucleotide binding; N,N-dimethylaniline monooxygenase activity; NADP binding. The transcript is spliced from 10 exons. NCBI's taxonomy places the organism in Eukaryota, Metazoa, Chordata, Actinopteri, Cyprinodontiformes, Poeciliidae. The coding region runs from base 143 to 1813 and encodes 556 amino acids.
UUCCUCCCUGUCUCUGUGAAGAAGCAAAGGUUCAGUCUGCAGUGGAAGCUCCAGGUUGCGCUCCACCCACUGCGUGCAGUUAUAUAAAACAGCAAGGAAACCGGUUUCCUCCUGUCGAACCAAAAAAAAAAAGAGCUGAAGCAUGAGUCGUCGCGUGGCCGUGGUCGGAGCGGGGAGUUCGGGUCUGGCCUGCAUGAAAUGCUGCCUGGACGAGGGGCUGGAGCCCGUCUGCUUCGAGAGCAGCGAUGACAUCGGAGGUCUCUGGAGGUUUAAGGAGAAUCCAGAGCCGGACCGCGCCAGCAUCUACAAUUCACUCAUCAUCAACACCUCCAAGGAGAUGAUGUGCUACAGCGACUUCCCCAUCCCUGCACACUUUCCGAACUACAUGCACAACGCUCUCAUCUUGGACUACUUUCGGAUGUACGCGGACCACUUCCAGCUCACCAAGCACAUCCGCUUACACACCCGCGUCGUGAACAUAAAGAGGAGAUCCGACUUUUCCCGUUCGGGACAGUGGGAUGUUGAAACGGAGAACAAGGACGGCAAAAAGGAGAAGCACAUUUUUGACGCUGUAAUGAUCUGCAUCGGACAUCACUGCCACCCUCACCUGCCUCUCCAUGACUUCCCUGGCAUCGAGACUUUCAAGGGAGAGUAUUUCCACAGCAGAGACUACAAGACUCCAGAGCAGUGGAGAAACAAGAAGGCGGUGGUGAUCGGAAUAGGAAACUCCGGUGGAGACAUUGCAGUGGAACUGAGCAGAUUCGCCAAGCAGGUUUACCUGAGCACUCGAAGGGGGGCCUGGAUUCUGAACAGAGUUGGAGACAAUGGAAUCCCGCGUGAUAUGGUGUUUACCAGAAUGAUGUAUGCUCUGCGUCAUGUGAUUCCCUCUAGCUAUAUAUGUUCUAUUAUGGAGAACAAACUCAACAGCAGAAUGAACCAUUCUCUGUACAGUCUAAAGCCCAAACACAGGUUGUUCAGUCAACAUCCUACCGUCAACGACGAUCUUCCCAACCGCAUCCUGUCCGGGACAGUUCAAGUAAAACCCAACAUCCGCAGAUUUCAUGGCUCCUCUGUCGAGUUUGAUGAUGGAAGCGUAGUGGACGAUGUUGACCUUGUGGUGUUUGCAACAGGUUACAAGUUUUCCUUUCCUUUUCUGGCCUCUAAUGUGGUUCCAGUGACUGAUAACCAAACAUCUCUGUACAAGUAUGUGUUUCCACCUGACCUGGAACGCCCCACGCUGGCUAUCAUUGGAUUGGUGCAACCAUUGGGAGCCGUCAUGCCUAUCAGUGAAAUGCAGGCUCGAUGGGCUACAAGGGUCUUCAAAGGCUGCAUAAAGCUCCCCUCAUUACCCAACAUGCAAAGAGACAUCCAGUGCAAGCAGGAAGCCAUGGCUAAAAGGUACGUCAACAGUCAGAGACACACCAUCCAGGUGGACUACCUCGACUACAUGGAUGAGAUUGCAGACCUGGUGGGAGUCCGACCCAGAGUCUCCAGACUGCUGCUGACCGAUCCCAAGCUGGGGCUGAACGUGCUGUUCGGCCCCUGCACCCCUUACCAGUAUCGACUCAGGGGACCCGGAAAGUGGGCCGGCGCCCGCAAGGCCAUCCUUACCCAGUGGGAGAGAGUCUGCCAGCCCUUGCAGACCAGGCCUUGCAAAGACCCCGAGCGACGGAGAUCUCUGAAGCUGCCUCUGCUUCUGUCCGCGGCGGCGGUGGGAUUGGCUGCCUACUACAACCGGAGCAGCCUCCCAGCGUUUCUGCAGGAUCCUGCUGCCUUGCUGGACAGGGUGAAAUCCUCCCUGCCCACACAAUGACGCUAAUGUCCAUCCAUUCAUCAAUUACCUCGACCUGCUUGUCCUUGCCGGGUUGCGGCGUGAAGCUAAUGUCAUGACUGAUUACAUUUGCCUUUAAUUACAGUUUUAAUUCAUAAACUUUUUUGCAUACUGUUUUACUACUGAUCUUUUUAAAUGGCUAAAACUAAAACUUUACAAUAGCUUAUUCUCUAUUUGACCAAAUUGAACCUUUCUGUAUACAGUUAUUUUCCUGUAGUCCUUGGUUUAUAUAAUUUUAUGAAUCUGUUGCAACACCUACACGCUCUGUUCUCAAGUUAAGUUUUGAAAUGCCUCCAUGCAUCCAUCUAAGACCAAAUACGGUUAGUAUUUUUAAUUCUUACACUCUGAAACCCUCUUUUGAAAUCAUGUAUGCAGCGCAUCUAAUAAAUGUUGUGUAAAAGUUU